AUGACAAUCCUUGAAAAACCACACCUUAAUCAGUUCGUGCAUCCCAUAAUUGACUCGGCAUUAUGGAUUUUCGCUAAAGUGAACUACAUACAUGGAGAAAUACCUUUGAAAGCCCUUAAGACCAAAGUACGAGCUGAUGGUGUAGGGUUCCUUAAUGACGUAGUCAACUAUCCUAUCAUCUGUGGCGAGGGGGCUAGACCAGGAGCAUCCCAGAAAAAAAGCAUUGAUGACGAUGAUAAAAAUGCCAAAAGCAUGAAAGCGCUUUACAACAAUAUUGUAAUAGCAGAAGCUGAUUCUCGUCACCAGCUUUUUACGAACCUGAAAAUAUACGGCCUGACUGCAUUUAAAACAGAAGUGUCACUCACAAUGAUGGAUUUUCGCAGCGUUCAUAGGUUGUUUGAGAUUGAUCAUUUCGGAAUACCGAAAGAUUGGAUUGAUAUGCCAAACUUUGUAUGGAUGUAUGAGGCUGUAAUUAAGUGGGCUUUAUGUGUCAAUUCAACACGAGAGGAGUUUAUUAAACAUAGAAAGAAAAGAAGAGCAACCCGAUACUCCGAGUCAACUCGCACUCCUCAAAUUCAUAAGGAUGAAGCUAACAUCUUGACUGAUGGACGACGCUAUCACAAGAAUUGGCACAACAGUCUCGGAAAAGGAAUUGAUGGUCGAGAACCAC
Funneliformis caledonium is the source of this 670-nucleotide messenger RNA. The record is from the annotation of a GenBank genome assembly. Lineage: Eukaryota; Fungi; Glomeromycota; Glomeromycetes; Glomerales; Glomeraceae.